UCUUUACCACAAUACUACAGAAAAAGAAAAAAAAACUUCUCUGUUUUGUAAAAUUACUGAUUUAAGGCAAUGGCUGUUCUUAGUGAAUCUGUGUUUUUCUCUCUGAUGUCGAGUUGUAAUUCUGGAGUUAAGGCAACUUCAGGCAUGAUUAAUGGUCACGUUCAUGAUCAGGGUCAUGUCGUGAAUCAAGAAGUCCAUCAGCAUCAGCAGCAGAAGAGGCCUAAGACAAAGAUUGUUUGUACUCUGGGACCUGCCUCGAGAUCGGUGGAGAUGAUAGAGAAGCUGUUGAAGGCAGGCAUGAAUGUUGCUCGUUUCAACUUUUCUCAUGGUACUCAUCAGUACCAUCAAGAAACGCUUGAUAAUCUUCGGACUGCCAUGCAAAAUACUGGGAUCCUUUGUGCGGUUAUGUUGGAUACUAAGGGACCAGAGAUAAGGACUGGUUUAUUGAAGCAAGGAAAGCCAAUCCAACUUAAACAGGGCCAAGAAAUCACAAUCUCCACGGAUUACACCAUAAGGGGUGAUGAGAAUAUGAUCUCAAUGAGCUACAAGAAGCUGGCUGAGGAUUUGGAACCAAACAGCGUUAUUUUGUGCUCUGAUGGAACAAUAACACUUACAGUCCUGGAUUGUGAUAAGAAGCUGGGACUGGUUCGGUGCCGUUGCGAAAACUCUGCAGUUUUAGGUGAGAAGAAGAAUGUCAAUCUUCCUGGAGUUAUUGUGGACCUUCCUACCUUGACUGAGAAAGACAAGGAAGAUAUCUUGGGGUGGGGAGUCCCCAACAGGAUUGACAUUAUUGCCCUGUCAUUUGUUCGCAAAGGUUCAGAUCUUGUAGCAGUCAGAAAGCUGCUUGGCGAGCAUGCCAAAAGCAUUAUGCUAAUGUCCAAGGUUGAGAAUCAAGAAGGGGUGGCUAAUUUCGAUGAAAUCCUGGCGAAUUCAGAUGCUUUUAUGGUGGCUAGGGGGGACUUGGGAAUGGAGAUCCCAAUUGAAAAAAUAUUUCUAGCACAAAAGGUGAUGAUUCACAAGUGCAAUAUCCAAGGAAAACCUGUAGUUACAGCAACUCAGAUGUUGGAAUCCAUGAUCAAAUCUCCCCGGCCAACUCGAGCUGAAGCAACAGAUGUGGCUAAUGCAGUUAUUGAUGGGACUGAUUGUGUGAUGCUUAGUGGUGAAACAGCUGCUGGGGCAUAUCCUGAAAUUGCUGUUCAAACCAUGGCCAAGAUUUGUAUGGAAGCUGAGGAUUCUCUCAAUUAUCACGAAGUAUUCAAAAGAACCAUGGAGAAUGCACCUAUGCCUAUGAGCCCAUUAGAGAGUUUGGCCUGUGCAGCAGUGCAAACAGCAAGCUCCUCCAAGGCUGCUCUCAUUAUAGUCCUAACCAGAGGUGGAACCACAGCUAAGCUUGUCUCGAAAUAUCGGCCAAGUAUGCCAAUCUUGUCUGUGGUGGUGCCAGAGAUAAGAACUGAUUCCUUCGAUUGGUCAUGCAGUAAUGAAUCUCCAGCAAUGCACGGCCUUGUCUUCCGUGGGGUUGUACCUGUUUUGAGCUCCGCAUCUACCAGAGCAUCUCAUACUGAAUCCACGAAAGAAGCAUUGGACUUUGCCAUCCAAUAUGCCAAGUCCAAACAGCUUUGCAAGCCUGGAGAAACUGCUGUGGUGCUUUAUCACUAUGAAAGCAGUGUUAUCAAGAUCUUAACCAUCGCCUGAGGGACGAGUUUAAGGGCAAUUUUGGUUCAUUAAAAGCCCGUAUUAAGAAUUUGCAGAGUCAAUUUUUGGUAGUUUUAAUUUCCAUUUGUCAAGCUUGGGUUGUAAAAUUUUGGUUUUUACUCUGUUCAGAAUGUCUGUUAAUCUUUUUCUGCAUGAAAAAUGUUUCUGCAGUAUCUUAAACUAUAUUAGCACAAGUUGUUUGAGCCAAA
Messenger RNA from Coffea eugenioides, 1901 nucleotides. RefSeq names its product pyruvate kinase, cytosolic isozyme-like. Gene Ontology annotation, molecular function: magnesium ion binding; potassium ion binding; pyruvate kinase activity. Bases 70 to 1692 code for a protein of 540 amino acids. The transcript is spliced from 3 exons. Gene Ontology annotation, cellular component: cytoplasm. Gene Ontology annotation, biological process: glycolytic process. The record is from RefSeq and is a predicted model, not a curated record. Lineage: Eukaryota; Viridiplantae; Streptophyta; Magnoliopsida; Gentianales; Rubiaceae.